AUGGCGAUGCCUAUGCAACACGCUCCUGCUCCUCCAAGCGAAGAGCUCUUUGUCACAGGACUUCCUAUGGAUUGCACCCACAUCCAGGCCAAGCAGAUCUUUACUCAGUAUGGGGGCGUGAAGCAGGCGAAUGUUCUCCCGGUGGCUGCCGGGAAGACAGCCGCAGCAGCCUUCAUCAUUAUGGAAAGCGUGGAAGACGCAAAGUGGGUGGUGGACCAUGUUCAUGGAAAUGUCCCUCAGGGCUUGUCGAAUCCGGUUACCGUGGUUUUCGCCACGCCUCGGGCGCAGCGUCCCAAGGGCGGCAUGAAGGGCGGCGGCAAGGGCGGCCCUCCACCGGAGAUGAUGGCAAUGAUGAUGCAAAUGAUGUCGGCCAUGGGUGGAGGGGACUGGGGCAAAGGCGGAGGCGGAGGUGAUUGGGGCAAGGGUGGCAAGGGCAAGUGGUGA
Symbiodinium pilosum is the source of this 444-nucleotide messenger RNA. The record is from the annotation of a GenBank genome assembly. Lineage: Eukaryota; Dinophyceae; Suessiales; Symbiodiniaceae.